GUUUUGUCGCGAUAGGUUUCCUUCCUUCUUCGGGAGCUGUCGGCCACUUCCGGUUGCAUGACGACUAACGGCGUUGACAAAAAAAGAGAGACUGGAAAAUAGUAGGAAAAUACAUUUCUAACCGUGAACAGCGGAAACUUAACCUCAAUGUGGUGGUCGUUUAGCCGGGGUUUCUUAUGUGGCGACAGAACUACAAGCUAAUGUCAAGUCGGUGCAGCUGUAUAACGUGUGACAUACCCCAAAUAUCUGGAGUUUAUUGUUCUUCGCCUUCUCCCUCCAGCUGAGCUAUUUCUGUUUAGCGUGCUACGCUACCGAGCUAACUGACGGUGGACCAGCGCUGGAUGCCAGCACGGUGUGUGUUCUUAGCUCUCGGUUUAGCAAGCGGCUAGAAAGAAAACAACGCGGUUAAUCCGUUCAGUUCGCAGCUGGACUCGGCUUUCCUGUUGCUAACUCUGUGGCUCCAGUCGGACGAGGAUGGCAACGUCGGCUCUGUAUGCCUGUACGAAGUGUAACCAGCGGUACCCCUUCGAGGAGCUGUCGCAGGGCCAGCAACUGUGCAAGGAGUGUCGCAUCGCACAUCCAAUAGUGAAGUGUACGUACUGCAGAUCUGAGUUCCAGCAGGAGAGUAAAACAAACACAAUCUGCAAGAAGUGUGCCCAGAACGUGAAACAGUUUGGAACGCCCAAACCGUGCCAGUAUUGUAACAUCAUUGCAGCUUUCAUCGGGACAAAGUGCCAGCGUUGCACUAACUCAGAGAAGAAAUAUGGACCUCCACAGACGUGUGAACAGUGCAAACAGCAAUGCGCUUUUGAUCGUAAAGAGGAAGGCAGGAGAAAGGUGGAUGGAAAGCUGCUGUGCUGGCUCUGUACUCUGUCUUACCGCCGUGUCCUGCAGAAGACUAAAGAGCAGAGGAAGGGCUUUGGUUCCUCCAACUCCUCGUCCCUGAACGAGAAAGACCACCACUCCAAAUCGCACCACCAUCACCAUCAUCACCAUCAUCAUCACCACCCACACAGACACAGCAGUUCUCACCACAAGCUGAGUGGGAGCCUAAGCCCCGAGCAGGAGCCGGGACUGUGGAAGCAAAGCCAUAAAUCGUCUUCGAUCCAGAAGGAGACCCCAAAGAAGAAACCAAAACUGGAGAUGAAGCCAUCUAAUGGGGACAGCAGUAGUUCCAUCACUCAGUCCAUGGAUUCUGGUGGAACAGACAACUUCAUCCUCAUCAGCCAGCUGAAAGAGGAAGUGAUGUCACUAAAGAGACUUCUGCAGCAAAGGGACCAGACAAUCCUGGAGAAGGACAGAAAGCUUACAGAACUGAAAGCAGACUUUCAGUACCAGGAGUCCAGCAUGAGAGUGAAGAUGAACCAAAUGGAAAAAUCACACAAGGAGGCCAUGGAGCAACAGCAGACUAAGAACAGGGAGUUGAUGAAACAAGUGGCUGCCCUGUCAAAGGGGAAAAAGUUUGACCGGACAGGAAGCUCGCUGCUGUUGCCCUAACAAUAGGCCGAGCCGCGGGUAACAGCAACAGAGAGGCUUCUUUUUUGUAACACUGUGACCGUCUCCUUCCUGUGUGCCCUCAUCACGUCAACAUUGAUUGCUUCUUAACUCUUGAAGCCAGAGAUCACAUUGUACAAGGAAACAAGUCGUUACAUUAAAGAAUCCUUUCUCCAUAUUAACAUAUUUUAGAUAUUCUAUGGCUCUUUCUCCUUCAGGAUCAUCGGAUGUAAUUUUUAGAAAAACGUGGAAGGCGGAGCCCUCAUUUCUGACACUGCCGGGCCAAAACACAAAGCGUGGUUUUGUGCUUUUGUGGCGAGCAUUCUGGUGACUCUAUCCACUUGUUUUUUUUUAUAGAUGUCAUGCAUUUAUUUAUUCGACUGUAUUUCUUAGCAUUGUUUUUAUUCUCUCAUAACAUACCGAGAGGAUGCUCCACGUUUUGGGGUUUUCAAAAGCAAUUAAGUUAUAUUUUUCUAAAUGGCUUGUGGAAGGCAAGCUCUCUUAAACAGAUUUGUAACAACACAAUGUAUGCAAAACACCGAAUGGGUUACUACUAAGCUGCUGCUCAGUGGAAGAGAUCUCAGAAAUCAGAAAACAACCUAGGUGUGCGCUGAAUGGCUAAAUGCCUCUCUGCAGCUCACUUCCUCACUGUGUGACAGCUUUGCUGUUUCUCUUUACUGGAACGAUUGUAAUAAUGCAUGAUUUUACUGCCAGAUACCGGAAUGGCAUUGUGUUCAGACUCCUUUACCUUCCUUUUACUUAGUUUUUUAAGAAUCAUUUGUACAUGUAUUUACUUGGGUCAACCAUUGUAUUUAAACCAUUGCUUCUGUCUGUUUUAGUGAGUAUGAUAUGUGUAUGAUAUGGCCAGUUGACAUUAAUGUGUCGGUAGAAGAUGCAUUUGAAAGGAACACACCUACCACUUGACUCUACUAGGCUGGUGUCAUACUGUGGUGUUCAGGAUCACUUUUGUACUUUUUUCAAUCUCAAGUGUUUAAAACUAUUAAAACUGGCUAAACUGUC
This is a messenger RNA of Nothobranchius furzeri (turquoise killifish), 2514 nucleotides long. RefSeq names its product family with sequence similarity 76 member B (gene fam76b). The record is from RefSeq and is a predicted model, not a curated record. Lineage: Eukaryota; Metazoa; Chordata; Actinopteri; Cyprinodontiformes; Nothobranchiidae. Gene Ontology annotation, cellular component: nuclear speck.